GUUGUGGUGAACGCACCCGACUAUAACGCCAACAAUGGGUUCACAUUAACCACUUAUAAGCCCCCGAAUCCGACUAAAGGGUCCGGUUUGCACCGGUAUGUCAUACUGGCCUACAAUCAGACCGAACGCUUAACCCUUGAUCCGGACGACACUAAUCUGGAGAAAUUUGAUGUCAACCAGUUUGCCACACAGAAUAAGCUAGGUAAACCGUUUGCCGGUAACUUUUUCCAGGUUCGGGCUUAA
Molecule: messenger RNA, 243 nt
Organism: Oppiella nova
Lineage: Eukaryota; Metazoa; Arthropoda; Arachnida; Sarcoptiformes; Oppiidae
Source: the annotation of a GenBank genome assembly